AUGUAUCUGGGUUUUGCAGUUGUAUACCAUCUUACUACUUCUUGGAAAGAUGUUAGUGUGUGGGUCAACUAUGCACGAUGGGAGGAGUCACAGAAGAAAUUUGAACAUGCUCGCUCGGUUUGGGAGCGCACUUUGGAGGUUGAUUAUAGAAACUAUACCUUAUGGCUAAAAUACGCAGACAUGGAGAUGAAGAAUAAGUUCAUAAACCAUGCGCGGAAUGUGUGGGAACAUGCUGUCUCUUUGCUCCACAAAGUAGAUCAACUGUGGUUAAAAUAUAUCCAUAUGGAGGAGAUGCUUGGCAAUGUGGCUGGUGCUAGACAGAUUUUCGAGAGAUGGAUGCAGUGGCAUCCCGAUCAUCAAGGAUGGCGCUCCUACAUUAAGUUUGAGUUGCGUUACAAUGAGAUUGACCUGGCCAGGAAAAUAUACGAGAGACCUGUGCAAUGUCACCCAAAGGCUGAUGCAUGGAUUCACUAUGCAAAGUUUAAAUUGAAAAAUAGGGAAAUUGCUCGAGCUAGGAAUUGCUAUGAGAGAGCAGUUGACAAGUUGGCAGAUGAUGAAGAAGCAGAGCAGCUGUUUGUGGCUUUUGCUGAAUUUGAGGAAAGGUGCAAGGAGACAGAGCGUGCUAGAUGUAUCUAUAAAAUCGCACUGGACCAUAUACCUAAAGGACGGGCUGAGGAGGUUUAUAAAAAGUUUGUCGCAUUUGAGAAGCAGUAUGGGGACAAGGAGGGUAUUAAUGACGCCAUUGUGGGAAAAAGGAGGUUUCAGUAUGAGGAUGAACUCAGAAAGAACUCCCUUAACUGUGACAUUGGGUUUGAUUACAUUCGUUUGGAAGAAAGUGUUGGUGUCAAAGACAAAGUAAGAGACCUAUAUGAGAGGGCUAUAUCCAGUGUCCCACCAGCUGAGGAGAAACGCUAA
Molecule: messenger RNA, 915 nt
Organism: Spinacia oleracea (spinach)
Lineage: Eukaryota; Viridiplantae; Streptophyta; Magnoliopsida; Caryophyllales; Amaranthaceae
Exons: 2
Coding region: 1-915 (304 amino acids)
Biological process (GO): mRNA splicing, via spliceosome; spliceosomal complex assembly
Cellular component (GO): post-mRNA release spliceosomal complex; U2-type catalytic step 2 spliceosome; Prp19 complex
Molecular function (GO): protein binding
Source: RefSeq, a predicted model, not a curated record